AGUUUUACAGUUUCUUUCCCAGUCGCCUUUGUUGCCCACUGGUAUCAUCGCAAAUUUUUCUCCUUUUUUUUUCGCAAUUUCAAGGUUAGAUAAAAGUCGGAAUUAUGUUCUAUGAUGUAUACCAAAUACUUUAAUUCAAUAUACCUACAUUAUUAAGAAAUUUUUCUAAAAAAAACCUUUUGGAGAGUGUGGUUUCGUUGGAAAAUCCCAGAACCUUGCGAAACCGUUAGAAAUCAGUAGGAUGAUAAUGCAUAUUUUUUCAAUUAUAUAUUAUUAAAACGAUUAAUAAAUGUACUAGGAAAUAAAUUUGUUAUUUGUUUGUAGAUCUGCGACAUUCCAUACUAAGAGAUGGCUUCGUCUGAACCUAUGGAUAUAGAACCGGAAAUCGAUGACUCCUUAUAUAGCCGCCAACGCUAUGUCUUAGGAGACAUGGCUAUGAAGCGCAUGGCCAAAAGCGAUAUACUAUUGAUAGGACUUGGAGGUCUUGGGGUUGAAAUCGCCAAGAACAUUACAUUAGCAGGAGUAAAGAGUUUGACUCUACAAGACAAUGAAAUAUGUUCACUCCAAGACUUGGGAACGCAAUUUUUUAUCAAAGAAACAGAUGUUGUGAACGGAUUAAACAGAGCGUCUGCGUGUGCUAAUCUAAUUGCUGAACUGAAUCCUUACUGUAAAAUUCAAACAAUCGAAAAAGACGUAGACACUUCAAACUUGUCAUACUUAGAUACUUAUAACUGUGUAAUAUUGACCGAAUGUCCCUUGAAUGUUCAAAUGACUGUCAAUGAAUACUGUCGUUCAAAGAGUCCUCAGAUUAAGUUCAUUUCGAGCGAUGUAUUUGGAAUUAUUUCAUCUACUUUUUGUGACUUUGGUGACUCAUUUGAAAUAUUUGAUGCUGACGGAGAAGAACUUCAGGAAACAUUUAUAGACAGCGUAAAUCAAAGUAAAAAUGGCGUUGUGCAAUGUAUUGAGCAUGCAAGGCACGGUUUGGAAACUGGUGACUAUGUCACUUUUAAAGAAGUUAAGGGAAUGACUGAAUUGAAUAACACAUUAUUUCAAGUUAAAACAAUUGAAGGUGAUCCAUCAUCAUUAUGUAUUGGAGAUACUUCAUCUUUUAGUAAAUAUGAAGGUGGUGGUAUUAUGAAAGGUGUAAAAGUUUCUAAGACUGUUCAAUUUGAAUCUCUUUCUACUCAAAUUCAAAAGCCGUCUAUUGUUUACGCCGAUUUAUCUAAAUUUGAUAUGCCUUCAACUCUUCAUUUAGCUUUUAUAACUCUUCAUAAAUAUAUAGAGGAAAAGCGUAAGUUGCCAAGGACUUGGAGUGGAGAAGACGGAGAAGAAUUUCUUCAGAUUGCUUCCUCCUUGAACGGAAGUGUCUGUGACAAGAUUGAAAUUAACGAAGAAGUUUUAUUGAAAAUCUGCAUGACUGCCGGUGGAUGUUUAGCCCCUAUGUGUGCUGUUAUAGGAGGUAUUGUAGCUCAAGAGGCCCUGAAGGCCGUAAGUGGAAAGUUUACUCCUUUGAAGCAAUGGUUGCACUUAGAUGCUAUCGAAGUUGUGGAUGAGGGAGACUGUAAAAUAUUUGAACAAAAGAAUGACCGUUAUGAUUUACUGCGAACUUGUAUAGGAAAUAAAAUAUUGGAUAAACUUCAACAGCUAAGACUUUUUAUGGUUGGCUGUGGUGCCAUUGGAUGUGAAAUGUUAAAGAAUUACGCUCUUCUAGGUGUGGCCACAACAUCUGGCUGUGUGACUAUAACUGAUAACGAUCUAAUUGAGAAAAGUAACUUGAACAGACAAUUUCUAUUUAGGCCUAGACAUAUACGCAAACCAAAGUCUGUUAUUGCUGCCCAAUCGACGAGAGAUAUCAAUCCUGAAAUGAAUAUAGAGGCUCAUCAGCAGAAAGUUUGUCCAGAAACUGAAAAUACCACAUAUACUGACGGAUUUUUUACCAGCCAAAACGUUUGUGUGAAUGCUCUAGAUAAUUUAACAGCACGACGGUAUAUGGACUCAAGAUGUGUAGCAAAUCAGAGACCAUUACUAGAAUCGGGUACUAUGGGACCCAAAGGGCAUGUUCAAGUUAUAUACCCUUUCUUAACUGAAAGUUAUACAUCGCAAAGAGAUCCAGCUGAUAAUGAUGUUCCUUAUUGUACUCUCAAAUCUUUUCCUCAAAAUAUGGAUCAUUGCAUUCAGUGGGCCAGAGAAAAGUUUCAAUCGUCAUUCACUUCGAAGCCCUCCGCCAUGAAUAAAUUUUUUCAAGAAAAUCCUGAUAUAUCUAUUGUAACAUCAAGACUUUUAUCUGGAUCUGUGGUAGACGGGGCAGUUGUUGUCGCGAAAAUAUUGAGAAAUCAACCGUCUAAUUGGGCAGAUUGUGUAAAGUUUACGAGAUUGAAAUUUGAAAAAUAUUUCAAUCAUAGAGCAAAACAACUUUUACACAUCUUUCCCGAAGAUACAAAAUUAAAAGACGGUUCAGCGUUUUGGCAGUCGCCCAAACGACCACCAAGACCUGUUUUAUUCAAUUUGGAAGAUCCUGUUCAUUAUGAAUUCAUUAGAUCUGGAGCUAAGUUAUAUGCGGAUAUCUACAGGGUAAAAUAUCUGAAAAAGGAUAUGGAAAGAGAGAAUAUCGCUAAUAUUCUGAAAAAUCAAAUGAUACCUGAAUUUCGGCCCGUUAGGAAGGAAAUCGAGACUAGUGAAGCUGCCAAAAAACCAUCGUCUGCUGAGACUUUUGAUGCAGAUUCUUUGUCUCAAACUGCUGAAAUUAUCAGAGAUCGUAUGGAGGGUAUUACCCGCCCUAGUUUAAAUGUCCUAGAUUUUGAAAAAGACGAUGACGCUAAUGGUCAUAUCGAUUAUAUCAGUGCAGCCGCGAAUCUUAGAGGGGCGAUGUAUAGCAUAGAGAAGGAGGAUAGGCUAAAAAUUAAGAGAAUUGCCGGAAGAAUUGUUCCUGCUAUUGCUACUACAACUGCUGCUGUUGCAGGAUUAGUUGCCAUUGAGUUAAUCAAGGUUGUAAAGAAUUCUUCGCUUGAACACUUCAAAAACGCUUUCAUUAAUUUAGCGUUACCUCAGUUUGUUUUGUGUGAACCAGGAGCUGCUCCUAAGCGCAAAUUAAACUCUGGUCUUGAAUUUACAUUAUGGGACCGUCUAGAACUUAAUGGAAGUCAAUCCACAACUUUGCAACAAUUUAUUGACAUGUUCAAGGCAAAAUAUAAACUUGAGAUCAAUAUGGUUGUUCAGGGUGCAAAGAUGAUAUACAUGCCGUAUAUGCCUACGCAUAGGAAGAGACUGCAAGAACCGCUCGUAAAAUAUGCCAACGUCACACCUGAUAAGAAUUAUGUCGACCUUCUUGUGUCAUUUGAAGGUGCCGAAGAGGACGAGGAAGCUCCGCCUUUACGCUUCUACUACAGAUAG
Molecule: messenger RNA, 3390 nt
Organism: Dimorphilus gyrociliatus
Lineage: Eukaryota; Metazoa; Annelida; Polychaeta; Dinophilidae
Source: the annotation of a GenBank genome assembly